CGGCCACGUUUCCCAUCAUUCACAUUUCCUUUCUCUUUGCACAAACAUGGAUGCUGAAGAGGGAAGAGAGAAUGAAAGAGUCAACCUUGCAGAUGAUCCUUCCAGCAGAGCGAUGGUCCAGAUGGAUCUUCAUCUUCUCCCAACGGAGAUUCGGCUCGAAAUCCUAUCAAUCUGAUCCACUUCAAGACCACUUCCCAUGCCGGCUAUGAGUUAAUUGCCGAUCCAAGACUCCCUCUGAUGUUCCGCAACCGGGUAAGCGACUCAAACCCAUGUCUGAUUCUGUUCGACUACAAUUUCCAUGUCCCCCGGCGAGUCUGUUUUGUGGAUAGUGAGGGUUGUAGUAGAAGGGUUAGGAAAAUCGACCCACCACAACAUUCCAAAGUUAAUAAACUGGUGGGUUCUUGUAACGGGCUGUUAUGCUUAUCCUCAAUCGGUAGUUCAUUGGUGUCUCACAGUCUGCUAAUUUACAAUCCUUUUGUUGGAGACGCUGUGAGAGUCCCGCUAGCGGACAAAUAUUUUGGUCAAUAUGAAGUCUUUGGAUUUGGGUUUCAUCCGAGAACAGGAGAAUUCAAAGUGGUCAGGAUUAUCUGCUCUGAGAAGCUCUUUACUUUAAUAGUGGCGCUAGAUGUGGAAGAGGUGGAUGAAGGAUUCGACACUGAUGAACUAAUGGUUCAGGUGUUUACCGUAGUAACAACAGAGUGGAGAAACAAAGGAGCUCCGCCUCCACAAUUGAAGUAUGUAAUCAGACCACCUGUGGCUCUGGUUGAAGGAUCUCUCCAUUGGGUGGCUGUUGUUGGGAUGGGAGGAGUCGGUCCUGUCUUCGGUAUUAUCUCCUUCGACCUUGCAGAUGAGUUGUUUGAAGAAAUUCCGCACCCACCUUCUCAACAACUUGUGUCAGAUCUCUACAGUCUUUUGGUACUCAAUGGGUGUCUAUCGGCUGUUGGGUCAGAUGAAACUGGGCAUUUUGAUAUCUGGGUGAUGAAGCAAUACCAUGUUAAGGAAUCUUGGGUAGAACAAUUCUCCUUUGAUCCCUAUUUACCUCGUGGAUGGCCAGUUAAUACUUCAAGCUCAGUUCGCAUACUUCUGAAAAUUAUAUGUGCAUUGAAGAAUGGGGAGAUUCUGUUGCAGUAUAAUAACAGUUCUCUGGUUUCUUAUGAUCCUGUAGAAAACAGAUUCAAGACUGUUCAAAUAAGUGGGUUACCCAGUCAUUUCAAGGCACUUCCUUUUCUACCUUCUCUUUUCUCAGCGAAAUCAACCAUGAAUUUCCAAUUUUAACUUCCCUUUUUAUGUCAGACUAUACUACUAGUUGUUUUAGUUUCUGUUGAAUCUUUGAUCAUCAAUCAAUCAUAUGAUAAUGU
Molecule: messenger RNA, 1358 nt
Organism: Rubroshorea leprosula
Lineage: Eukaryota; Viridiplantae; Streptophyta; Magnoliopsida; Malvales; Dipterocarpaceae
Source: the annotation of a GenBank genome assembly